UUCAUUGGAACAAGUGUUUUCGGUUUCUUAAUUGGGACUUUAAUUUUGAAAAUUACCUGACUAAGCAAGGGAGCAGCCAUUUUAGUUUCAGUUUGCUCAACUCUCUCAGACAGUAAGCUCCAUGUGACUGCUGCUUCAGUUUUCUUUAAUGUUUAUGCCUUCGAAAGCAUUGUCAUUUCACUCUCCUUUGAAGCAUAUUGGAGUAAACAUCAGGAGUUUUUUGAAAACUACACCCUGACUCCAGUCUUUAUUUGAAGGGAGUUUGGCUUGCUGCUAAAUUGUGUUCACGCAUAUGGAAACACACAAGGAGAGCAGUACAGUGAAAUGACAUAAACUCAGCUGGCUGAAUAUCUUAGCAGAAGCAUACAGCAGCAAGUAGCGAGCAUCAUGGCUGAAAAGUAUCCAAAAGAGACCACACCAGAGAAGAUACAAAGUAAAGGUAACAAAACAUCUGACGCAUCCUCUAAAAGUUCCAUAAGAACUUCAAGGUCCUCAAGAUCUUCAGUUGGUGUUGCAGCAGCAUGUGCUAGAGCUAAGGCAGAGGCUGCACGAGCACGUGUUACUUUUGCAGAGAGAGAAAUUGCAAUUAAGGUGGACACAGCCAGGCUACAAGCUAACUUGGAAGCCCUGCAUCUGGAAAAAGAGGCUGCAGCUGCAAGUGCAGAAGCAGAUAUAUUAGAAGCAGCAGCAGAGUAUGAGGAUGAGGAGCCAUAUGAAAGGAAAAGUCACUCUUCAUCAGCACAAAGCACAGAAAAACGUGUUUGCGAUUAUGUAAGGGACCAAGCUACAUAUCUCAACGAGCAGGCCGACUUAGCUACAGAUCAGCCUCAUGAUUGCAAAUCUGAACCAGACCAAGUAACGGAUCAGAACCAGUUUACCCCUCAAACUGAACCAAAUAUGGUGCAUGUGAAUGAUAGCCAGUAUGUCGUACUUGAUGCAUGUUCUUCAUCUCUAAGGGCGCCAAAACUGCAAAAGGUAAAACUCCCGAGAAACAUGAAAGAGGAGUCAAUAGAAAAACCAGUCAGCAAUAAAUGGCAGCAACAGUGCAGUGGUGUAUCAAGAUAUUUGCCACAACACUCAGAAACUUCAGACAUGAUAGACCUUGUGAAAUUUCUUGCACGUCGUGAGCUAGUGAGCAGUGGUUUAACAUGCUUUGAUGAUCGCCCUGAAAGUUACAGAGCCUGGAGGUCCUCUUUUAUCAACACUAUCAAAGACUUGGGUCUUACAGCCAGUGAGGAGCUAGACUUGUUGUCAAAGUGGCUUGGUAAAGAAUCUUCAGAAUACGUGAGACGUCUCAGAGCAGUUCACAUAGGAAACCCAGACACAGCCUUGAAAAUGGUCUGGAACAGACUUGAUGAAUGUUACAGCUCACCUGAAGUAAUCGAAAGUGCACUGUUUAAGAAGUUAGACAGUUUUCCCAGGAUUUCAGGUAAAGACAACCUCAAACUAAGAGAGCUCGGAGAUCUUUUAAUGGAGCUGCUCUCAGCCAAAGAAGACGGCUAUCUACCAGGUUUAGCCUACUUAGACACUGCUCGAGGUAUCAGACCUAUUGUUGAAAAACUGCCAUAUUCCUUACAAGAGAAAUGGAUUUCUCAAAGCUCAAAGUACAAAUAAGAAUUUGGUGUCACUUACACUCCUUUCUCGUUCUUUACUCAGUUCAUUUGCAAUCAUGCUAAAACACGUAACGAUCCAAGCUUUGCCUUUUCCAGUAGUUACCGCCCUCCGUAUGAAGGACUCACUGUGAAACACACUAACUUCAAAACACCAGUGUUGGUACACAAGACUGAAAUCUCUCAUAGUACAUCUCAAGAUAAAAUGCCUUCUAGAGACGAUCCAGCUAAAUUCUGUCCAAUCCACAACAAACCCCACCCUUUAAGGAAAUGUCGAGGCUUCAGAUUGAAAACAAUCGACGACCGAAAAGCAUAUCUAAAAGAGCAAGGGAUCUGCUUCAGGUGCUGCUCAUCAUCAUCACACUUCGCUCGUGAUUGCAAAGUCAUUCUAAAGUGUGAUGAAUGCAACAGUGACAGUCACAACUCAGCUCUGCAUCCUGGUCCACCCUCAUGGACACCAAAAACCCAAAGUCAUUCAUUACAGCAUGGCGGGGAGGAUGCAGGAGAAAUUCCAACAACACAAGAAGUGAGCUCCCUUUGCACUGAAGUUUGUCACGGCCUUUCCACAAAAUCUUGUUCCAAAAUCUGCCUCGUCAAUGUGUUCCCUGAAGGUCAUCCUGAGAAUGCGGUAAAGAUGUAUGCUAUGCUCGACGAUCAGAGCAACAGAUCUCUGGCCAGAUCAAGAUUUUUCGACAUAUUCAACAUCAAUAGCAUAGCAUCGCCUUACAGCUUAAAGACAUGUGCAGGGUUGAUUGAGUGUUCAGGAAGAAAAGCAAAUGGCUAUCGGAUUGAAGCAGCAAACGGUGGAAUUAGUUUUGCUCUUCCAACACUAAUUGAAUGUGAUGAAAUACCCAACAACCGCGACGAAAUUCCGACACCCGAAGCCGCUCUCCAUCAACCUCACCUCAAGCAUAUUGCAUCUGAAAUCCCAGCUCUGGAUCCUGAAGCCCACAUCCUCCUACUGCUCGGACGAGACAUGCUCAGAGUUCACAAAGUGAGGAAACAAAUUAAUGGCCCAAACAACACACCAUUUGGUCAAAAACUGGACCUAGGAUGGGUUUUGGUUGGGGAAGUAUGCUUAGGAGAUGUGCACAAGCCCAGUGUUUCCAGUUUCAAGACAAACAUCCUAGAAAAUGGAAGACCCUCACUGUUUAUUCCUUGUACAAGUCACGUACACAUUAAAGAAAAGAUCACCAGCAACUUAACAGCUCUGCAUACAGCUCAUGACUUUGAAACCCACUGGAACAUGAACAAAGACAAUCUUGGCCAGACUCUAUUUAUAAGAUCAGAGAAUGACAAUAAGUCUGCACUCUCCAUCGAGGAUGAAGUCUUUCUAAAGAUUAUGGAGAAAGAAGCUUUCCAGGAUAAUUCCAACAGUUGGGUGGCACCUCUCCCCUUUAGGUCUCCACGGCCAGUUCUUUGAACAACAGAGAACAAGCUUUAAGCCGCCUCUCUUCCUUGCGACGUACACUAGAGAGGAAGCCAGAUAUGAAAGAACAGUUUGCAACCUUCAUGCAAAAACUAUUCGACAGUGACCAUGCAGAACUUGCAGCUCCACUACCAAAGGGAAAAGAAUGCUGGUACUUACCACUAUUCGGAGUCUAUCAUCCCAAAAAACCUGAUCAGAUCAGGGUAGUAUUUGACUCCAGCGCACAGCAUGAAGGCAUCUCUCUCAAUAAUGUACUCCUCACUGGACCAGACCUUAAUAACAGCCUCAUUGGUGUCUUGAUGCGCUUCAGGAAAGAGUGUGUAGCAGUGAUGGCAGACAUACAACAAAUGUUUCACUGUUUUGUUGUGAGAGAAGAUCAUAGAGACUACCUACGCUUCCUGUGGUACCGUGAUAAUGACCUUAACAAGGACAUUGUUGAAUACAGGAUGAAAGUCCACGUGUUUGGCAACAGCCCUUCCCCGGCAGUAGCAAUUUACUGCCUAAGACGAGCAGCAGAGAAGGGUGCGCCGCAACACGGUCCUGACACCAGACACUUUGUGGAACGUGGAUUCUAUGUGGAUGAUGCAUUAAUUUCCUUGCCAACUGAACAGGAAGCGAUAGACCUACUGAAGAGGACACAAGCAUCCCUCUCUGAAUCAAACUUGCGGCUGCACAAAAUUGUAUCCAACAGUCUUCAUGUACUCAAAGCAUUCCCAACCGAAGAUCAUGCAAAAGAAAUCAAAGACCUCAAUCUCAGUGGAACAACUAUGCCUACACAACGCAGCCUUGGUCUGAAUUGGGAAACUGCGACUGACACAUUUACCUUUAAAGUAUCAGUCAAUGACAAACCAUUCACACGCCGUGGUGUCCUAUCCAUAAUCAACAGUCUCUUCGAUCCUCUCGGUCUUGUGGCUCCUGUCACUAUACAGGGGAGGUUUUUACUCAGAGAGCUAUCCAUUGAAGAAAUAGACUGGGAUGAACCACUGCCACAAGAGAAACGUGGUGAGUGGGAAACAUGGAGACAUUCAUUGAAAGACUUGCAAAACCUUCACAUUCCUCGUCCUUACACACCCAACUCUCAUUCAGAAGCAAAUCACAAAGAAAUCUGUGUUUUCUCUGAUGCGUCGACAAAAGCCAUCGGAGCCGUAGCCUAUCUCAGGGCAGUAGAUGGAGAUGGACAGAUCAGCAUUGGCUUUGUCUUAGGGAAAGCAAAAUUGACGCCAAAAAACCAGCCUACCAUACCCCGAUUAGAGCUUUGUGCAGCAGUCUUAGCAGUGGAGGUAGCAGAACUCAUUGUUCAAGAGAUUGACUUCAAACCGGAUGCUAUUACCUUCUACUGUGAUAGCAAAAUUGUACUCGGCUAUAUCUAUAACGAAACUAAACGUUUCUACGUGUAUGUCCACAACAGAGUACAGAGAAUCAGACAAUUUUCAGAACCAAAGCAGUGGCGAUACAUACCCACAGAGCACAAUCCUGCUGACAUUGCUUCCAGGUCCAUCCAUGCAUCUCAACUCGUGAAAUCUAACUGGUUUACAGGUCCGGCAUUCUUGCAUAAGCCACAUGAAGAUGACUUCAUUAUGACAGACAAUUUUGCGCUUGUGGACCCAGAUUCAGAUACAGAAAUCAGGCCAAUUGUGACAGCUUGUAUCACAGGAAUGAAGGAUAAACAACUCACCUCGGACAGAUUUCAGAGAUUCUCCUCUUGGAAAUCAUUACAAAGAGCCAUUGCAUCGCUCAUCCAUGUAGCUUGCUCUUUUAGAUCUUCCAAUGAAUCCAACAGAUGCAGCGGUUGGCACCUUUGUUCACAAGCACACACUGUAAGUGAGCUGUUAAAAGCCAAGAAUGUGAUAAUCCACUCUGUGCAAAAGGAGUCGUUCAGCAAGGACAUAGAAACACUCUCUAAGGGAGGAAACAUAAGCAGCAAAGUUCCACUCUCAAAGCUGAAUCCUUUCUUAGAUGAAGAUGGCCUACUCCGGGUUGGAGGCAGAUUAAAACUUGCAGAUGUAAGCUACCCUGAAAAAAACCCAGUCAUCUUACCUGGCAAGCAUCACGUUUCUGAGUUACUCAUAAAGCACUACCAUGAACGUGUGGAGCACCAAGGCCGCAUAUUCACAGAGGGGGCUAUUCGUGCCGCUGGUUUAUGGCUUAUUGGAGGCAAGAGAUGUAUAAGCAGUAUUCUUCAUGCAUGUGUAACUUGCCGUAAACUUCGUGGUAAACUAGAAAUGCAGAAAAUGUCAGACUUGCCACCAGAACGACUUAGUGUGUCACCACCCUUUACUUACACCGGCUUAGAUGUCUUUGGCCCUUGGACAGUGGUAGCUCGCCGCACAAGAGGAGGUCAAGCUCUCAGUAAACGCUGGGCAGUACUUUUUACCUGCAUGAGCACCCGUGCGGUUCACAUUGAAGUCAUUAUGUCUAUGGACUCUUCAAGUUGUAUUAAUGCACUUCGCAGGUUUUUCGCGAUCCGUGGCCCUGCAAAACAACUGCAAUCUGACUGUGGAACCAACUUCAUUGGUGCUUGCAACGAGCUUGAAUUCCACAAAGUAGUUCAAGAAACAAAAGUGCAAAGAUACAUCAAUAACGAAGGAUGCACAUGGGUUUUCAACCCACCACACUCCUCUCAUAUGGGAGGCGCAUGGGAGAGAAUGAUUGGUCUGGCUCGAGGAAUUCUUGACUCAAUGCUGAUGCGGGAAGGACACUCUAACCUCUCUGAUGAAGUGCUUUGUACACUUAUGGCGGAAGUGGCAGCCAUUAUCAACAGUAGACCUCUAGUACCUGUUUGUAUGGAUGCAGACUCACCCUUGAUACUUACCCCAGCGAUGCUUUUAACACAAAAAGCAGGUUCUCCGCCUCCGGCAGGAAACAUCUCCAGAAAGGACAUCUACAAACGCCAAUGGCGGCAAGUACAGAGCCUAGCCAACCAAUUCUGGUGUCGCUGGAAACAGGAAUAUCUGCAAACACUGCAAGUUCGUCACAAAUGGCAGGAUCCAUACCCAAACAUCCAGGAAGGUGACAUAGUACUACUAAAGGACAAUCAAGUAGCUCGAAAUGAAUGGCCUAUGGCACUUGUCACAAGUGUUUUCCCUGGUCAAGAUGGAAAGGUUCAAAAGGUUGAACUUAAAGUGACUAAAGAAGGGUCCAGCAAAACUUUCUUGAGGCCUAUAUCUGAAGUCAUUCUCCUGCUCAGAAAAUAAGAAAACAGUUGGUUAUAGAUGA
Molecule: messenger RNA, 6255 nt
Organism: Misgurnus anguillicaudatus (oriental weatherfish)
Lineage: Eukaryota; Metazoa; Chordata; Actinopteri; Cypriniformes; Cobitidae
Source: RefSeq, a predicted model, not a curated record